AUGGAAUAUCCACAAGAAGCUUAUAUGGACUAUUAUCAACAGGGAAAUAAUCCAUCUGGUGUUCCUGCACAAACCUACUCUCCUCAACAAACCUAUUCCCCUCAACAAAAUUACCCUCCUCAACAGAGGUCUCCCACGCAUACCCCAAGAGGAUUCCAACAACCACUUUCUCCAGGUUAUCAAACUCCGCAACAAAGAGCUCCCGUUUAUCAACAGCCCGAACAAUAUAAUCAUCACCCUACACACGUUCGCGCCCCCUCGAAUAAUAGCAGUUUUCGAAGACAGAAUGCUACUUAUCCUGAUCAUGAGGUUGUGAGUUUUGACCAGGAAAAGGCAAACAGAAGAAAGUCAACCCGUCAUGUUGAACUUACCCGUGGAAAUUUGGUAUUGGACUGCCCAGUGCCAGAUAAAAUACUCCGUAACGUCAAAUAUACCAACGAUGAAGAAUUCACCACCAUGAGGUAUACUGCUGUGACCUGCGAUCCGGACGACUUCAUCAAAAACAACUAUCUUUUACGGCCUUACAUUAGUAGUCGAAAAACCGAGCUCAUGAUUGUCAUGACAAUGUAUAACGAAGAUGAUAAACUCUUUAUUAAGACGAUGUCAUCCGCUAUUAAAAAUAUUGCUUACCUUUGCACUCGAGGAAAGUCAAAGACUUGGGGUCCCGAUGGUUGGCAGAAGGUCGUUGUUGUGAUUGUAUCCGAUGGUCGCAAUAAAGUUAACCAACGCGUUUUAAAAGUUCUUGGAGCAAUGGGAGUUUACCAAGAUGAUAUCAUGCAGGACAAUGUCGCCGGAAAAUCCGUCACUGCACAUCUUUUUGAGUACACUUCUCAACUGAUGGUAGAUAGUGAUUUCAACAUUCGCGGCCAAGACAAGAAGGUCCCACCUGUUCAAGUCUUGUUCUGCUUAAAAGAAAAGAAUGCCAAGAAACUGAAUUCUCAUCGUUGGUUCUUUAACGCUUUCGCCGCACAAUUAAAUCCAAACGUCUGCGUCUUGCUUGAUGUUGGAACCAAACCAUCAUCCACCUCGGUUUAUCAUUUGUGGAAAGCCUUUGAUCGUGACCCUUCGAUUGGAGGCGCUUGCGGUGAGAUUAAAGCUGAGCUUGGAGCAGGGUGGUCGAAACUUCUUAAUCCUCUGGUGGCUUCGCAAAACUUUGAGUAUAAAAUGUCGAAUAUUUUGGACAAACCUUUGGAAUCUGUCUUUGGUUAUAUUUCCGUGUUGCCUGGCGCUUUUUCUGCAUAUCGGUACAAGGCAUUGCAGAAUACUUCCCCCGGUAAAGGACCGUUAGCGUCAUACUUUAAGGGUGAAGCUAUGCACGGUUCUGGUGCUGCUGAAGCUGGUAUCUUUGAAUCAAACAUGUAUUUGGCCGAAGACCGUAUUCUAUGCUUCGAACUUGUUGUCAAGAAGAAUCAGGCAUGGAAGUUGAAAUAUGACGCAAAAGCUGAAACCGACGUACCAGAUACUGUGCCAGAAUUCAUUUCUCAACGCCGUCGUUGGUUGAAUGGAUCAUUCUUUGCUGCCUUUUAUUCCAUUGCGCACUUUCUACGCAUCUGGACUUCAGGACAUUCAUUGUUCCGCAAAUUCUUGUUACAGAUUGAAUUCAUUUAUAAUGCUAUCCAGUUAGUAUUCAACUGGUUCGCUUUGGGUAACUUCUUCCUGGCCUUCUUCUUCUUAACUCAAUCUACAACAUCCAAUCCCGCCACUGAUCCUUUCAGAGGAUAUGGUUCUGAACUAUUCGACUUCUUCAGAUCGCUAUACAUGAUGGUCAUUGUCACAAUCUUUAUUUGCUCAAUGGGUAAUCGACCUCAAGGAUCUAAAACUACAUACACGCUUUGUAUCGUACUAUUUGCGAUUAUCAUGGCCACCAUGCUCUAUUGUGCGGGUUACACUGUAUACCUCGCUCUUCACGGCUCGGUGAACUUUAAAAGCUUUACCAGUAUCAAGGAAGCUCUUAAAAAAGCCGCCUUCCGGGACAUUGUAAUAUCACUCACAUCGACUUAUGGCUUGUAUAUUUUCACCUCUUUUAUUCAUAGGGAACCAUGGCAUAUGGUUACGUGUCUGGUUCAAUACGUCUUGUUUGUACCAUUCUACGUGAACAUCCUGAUGGUCUAUGCAUUUUGUAACACUCACGAUGUGUCGUGGGGUACCAAAGGUGAUAACGGUAACUCUGGUGAAUUAGGAGGAGCGACAUCGGUAACGAAAAAUGUGAUGAAAGUUGAUGUGCCUACCGAACGCGAAGAUAUUAAUGCUGCUUAUGAUGAGAUAUUGAAAAGCUUAAAGGUUAAAGAACAUAAAGUUGUUCAGCAUCGAGACGCUAACACAAAGAAAGAAGAUUACUACAAAAAUUUCCGCACGAAUUUGGUGCUCGCUUGGAUGUUUUCUAAUGCUUUCCUCGUCGUGUUUUUCACAUCUCAAACCUGGAUGAACUUCGUAGCAAGAUAUACGCGCGGAAAUACUGCAAUUAAUCCUUAUUUGACAUUCGUGUUCUGGUCAGUGACUGCUCUGUCAGGGUUUAGGGCGUUUGGCAGUGUUUGGUAUCUAAUCCUCAAGUUCUUGUUUGGAUAA
Molecule: messenger RNA, 2565 nt
Organism: Acaulospora morrowiae
Lineage: Eukaryota; Fungi; Glomeromycota; Glomeromycetes; Diversisporales; Acaulosporaceae
Source: the annotation of a GenBank genome assembly